This is a messenger RNA of Acanthamoeba castellanii str. Neff, 537 nucleotides long. RefSeq lists its product as uncharacterized. The transcript is spliced from 5 exons. Lineage: Eukaryota; Discosea; Longamoebia; Acanthamoebidae. The coding region runs from base 1 to 537 and encodes 178 amino acids. The record is from RefSeq and is a predicted model, not a curated record.
AUGUAUCAGCAAUACAACAAGGAAGGAGCGUCGCCAGAGAUAGUGGAGCCAGAGGUGAAGAGUAAGUGCCCGCUCACACAGGAGGGCAUGGCCUUCCGACCCUGCCAAGAGCUCCUGCGCUCUCUCCUACGCAGCCCGAGGCUCGCCCCUCUGCUCUGGCCCCUCCAUAAAAAGAUGCCUCAGAUGAGCAUCUCCUGCAUGCGAUGCAACGCCGUGGGUUAUCGAUCCUACUUUGAGAUGGGCCAGCCCGCCAAGAUACGAUUGUGCUGUGACAAGCUAUCGUCUGCAGAGGAAGUGGAGGAGUAUAUAGUGCGCGGUGUAGAUAUGAAAUCGGGGGAGGAGAUGGCGUGCAGCGAGGUGCGAGCAGCAGCCUUUGCCGAGUGCCGCAACAAGCCUGGCUACUUCUGGGAAUACUUCAAGAAGUCCUGCUUGAACGACGAGAAUGCGGAGGAGCUCGUAUCGAAAGUGUUCGCCAAGUGUUACGACGACAAGAUGCCGUUUGUCAACAUUUACGAUCCCACCACCAAAGGAGGCUGA